GUAGAGAAAGCGAGGGAGGGAGACGGGGAGAACGGGAGAGAAAGAGCGGGAGAGGUGAAGGGCGAAAGAGGGAAGGGACGAGUGAGGAAGAGAGCAAGCGAGGGUUUGAAAGAUAGAGCCGAAGGAGAGGGACAGUAGCGGAGAAAUGAUAUUUCUUGGCUAUGGAGGGCGGAAUGGGACAUACGAUUUGAGUUUUUGAGGGCUGUUUCUCUGAGUUCGGGUGUGAAUGGCUAGGGAUGGAGUAUUGAGCUCAGAUUGUGGAGAAAUUUCAGUGCUCUAAUUUUUCAGAUGGGGCUGAAGCAGUUCGGUUCCUUUUUGGGCCGUAAUUAGAGUUAAUUUUAAAAUGAAAAGAAAAGAGCUUUUAUGGUCUUGUAUGAGCUGGAUUAAAAGAAAGUGAAUUUAGGAAGAUAUAGCAGCUAGUUGAAGGGUUCGUUGUUGGUGAGGCUGCUGAACGUAUAAGGGAUUGGAUUAAGACCUCUAAUUGAGGUUGUUAAAAGCAGGAGAGAAAGAAUAAGGAGUCUUGUAGGUAGGAAAGAUGAAAAAGUAUGGAUUGCAACUUAGGGCUCCGGCGCAGCCGAAGAAGACACAAACUGCCUCCAUCCGCCCCCUUCCAUCACUAUUUCGAGAUGAUGACGAUGACGAUGAUGUUGAGAAAGAGAUUGCUCGCCAAGCCUCCAAGCAAAAGUCUCUUCGUGAUGUUGAAGCGCAGCAUAAGAAAGCUUUAGAGGAGGAUCCAACAGUUUUUGACUAUGAUGGGGUCUAUGAUGAAAUGAAGGAAAAGAUAGCCCGCCCAAUUAUGCAAGAUCGACAGAAAAGAGAGGUAAAGUAUGUGCAUUCGCUGAUGAAAACAGCCAAAAUACGAGAGAAAGAACAGGACAUAGUCUAUGAAAGGAAACUUCUGAAGGAGAGAAGCAAGGAAGAUCACUUGUAUGAAGACAAAGAGAAGUUUGUCACAAGUGCCUAUAAGAAGAAACUUGCUGAACAGGCAAAAUGGUUGGAGGAGGAGCGUUUACGGGAACUUCGUGAGCAAAAAGAUGAUGUAACCAAGAAAGACAUUACUGAUUUCUACUUCAACCUAAGCAAGAACGUGGCUUUUGGUGCACAAGCAACUCAAUCUGACCGCAUGCCUCUAGGAAAACCUCAAGAAAUGGCUGCUGGAGGUAACAAGAUUCUCUUUUCAGGGGAUGUUGAGGCUGGUGCUCAGCCUGCGGUUGCUUCUGUCCAGAAGGAUGUUAAAGAUGAAACUGAAAAGCCUCUUUCCCCCCAGCGUGAUGGAUCUGCGGGUGUCAGAUUGCUUCCUGAUGUUUCUACAACAUCCAAAAUUGUCAAUGCUGAACAUGCAUCUGCCAGUGAAACAGUUGUGCAUCCACAUCAUAAAAGGAGCAAUGAUGCCUUAGCUGCUGCUAAAGAGCGAUAUAUGGCAAGAAAGAGAACCAAAGAGCAGUAACAUUGGGAUUCUUUAUGUAAGCAUCCCACCGGUUUAUCCUGCCAUUGCUGAUGAUCUCGAUUUUGUUCUAAAUCGAUUAACACCUCAGGCAAGUAUUAUGAUCGUUCAUAAUUUUAAGUAAACAGCCACCAUCGAGUUUACUUGGAUGAUAAACAGAGAAAACGAGUCACCCUUCUGUUGUCAAAGGAUACAAGUUCACUUUGUUGCUCCGCUUAACGCCAGCAAUCUCUUUGUGAUAUCUUGGAUACAUAGCUUUCAUUUGUAAACUGUUUCAUAUCUUGGAGAAGCUGAUAAAGCUACCUAUACGUGGGAACAUGAGCGGUGUCGAGUUGAAGAUCAAUUCCUCAGACAAGGUUGUGUUGCCGAUUUUUCUCUUUCUCUUGGUGUUAUUGUAAGUUUGAGGGCCAGGGCCCACCACAAAGAAAAAAAAAAAAAGGAUUCCUUGGUACCAGUGUUCGAUAUUAUUAUUACUAUUGUUGUUUCUGUUAUUAUUAUUAUUGUUAUUACUAUUAUAAUUAA
Molecule: messenger RNA, 1966 nt
Organism: Nymphaea colorata (pocket water lily)
Lineage: Eukaryota; Viridiplantae; Streptophyta; Magnoliopsida; Nymphaeales; Nymphaeaceae
Exons: 6
Coding region: 536-1447 (303 amino acids)
Biological process (GO): regulation of alternative mRNA splicing, via spliceosome
Source: RefSeq, a predicted model, not a curated record